AGGAGCAUUUCAGGUUACAUAAACGCAAUGAAGUCAGCAGGGGGAAUGUGUUUACAAGCCCACUAAACUAGACCCUGACCUGAGCAAACCAAAAAUUAUGUUUGCUGAGUUAUAUGCGCUCUGUAUCACGGUGCGCAUGUCACUGGAAAUGAUCCAGUUCUGUCAAGUUCAGUGAUGAAGACAGAGGAGAGCUGGAAAGUUAGUGCCAUUAUGUCUAAUUGGUCUCAGUCUGUGUUAGUUUUUCCCCUGAUUGACUACCCUUUAUUGCUUAUGAAAGAAUUUACAGCCUUACAAACAGCCUCUUCCAAUUGACAAAAAAUGUUUUGAGAAAAUAUGCACACAGUUAACCCGAGCCUGAAUGAUUAUAGCCCCACAAGUCUGGCUUUCAGUGCUUUAUUUGAUCUACUUAGCAGAGUUAUGAAUGUAAACAGGAAGUCAGCUGCUCUCAUGGCAGCAGUGCAGCGGGAACUCAGUGUGAGGUUGUCUCUUGUCGUUGUUUGAGCCCAGUCUUUAGCCCCCUCCUCUCUGGUGUUGCUCAUGUGGGACAGCGGCCAGUGACGGUGCAACAGUGGAACUCUGGCUGUCUGUAUGCGGGUCAGGAGAUAACAGACUCCACAGGACAGGCGGGCUGCGAGGGAGCAGAGAGAGAAAAACAAGACACUAAGAGACAGAAAGACGCUUCAGAAGAAGAUACUUGGAAAGGAAGGACAACAGUGGUUGGGCUGAGAGAGUACAAGGGAAUGCGGACACCAUGAACUACGUGGGCCAGCUGGCAGGUCAGGUGCUGGUUACCGUCAAAGAACUUUAUAAGGGCAUCAAUCAGGCCACACUGUCGGGCUGCAUCGAUGUUGUGGUCGUCCGCCAGAGAGAUGGCACCUACCAGUGCUCACCUUUCCACGUGCGCUUCGGCAAGCUGGGCGUUCUGCGCUCCAAAGAGAAAGUGAUUGACAUUGAAGUUAAUGGAGAGCCGGUGGACCUGCACAUGAAGCUUGGUGACAAUGGAGAGGCCUUUUUUGUUCAGGAAGCUGAACAGCUUAAUCAGAUUAUCCCUGCCCACCUGGCCACUUCUCCAAUCCCCACUGAGAGUCACCUGUUCUGGAUCUCAGAGGUCGAGCACAAAGAGCUGGAAGAUGACACAGCUGACCCAGAGGACCCACCUGGUCCUCCAGCCCCAAGCACUGUAGCCACAAAAAAGAAGAAGAGGAGGAGAAAGAAGCACAAGGGAGAUCCCCGGAGAGAGGAGCUGACCCCACCAAUGUCAGUCACUACUGGUAAUGCUAAUGCUGCUAACGUACCUGCUGCAAUGACUGCUGCUAUUUCUGGACAAAAUGAAGAGAUCUUUGAGAUGGACAUGAGCUCGGACGAAGAAGCCGCAGCACGUGUCUCAAGGUCACCAUCUGUGUCUACAAUGCGAGAUAUUGACCCCAAAUUACCCGCAGCAAGACACAACCUUGAUGGUUAUCCGCUAUCUGAUGGAGACUGGCCAGCAGAUGAUAGCCAUGGCUUGUCUCAAGCUUUUUCUCCAAAGAGUGACUCUGAACUAGUGGUGAGACCCUCUGAGAGUGUGCUAAGAGCUGAGUCCCACAUGCAGUGGACAUGGGGAGAAUUUCCAGAAACAGCCAGGGUCCCUAAAAAAGAGAAACCAGAACUUCUCAAAACAGUGACCAUCACUCCAUCAGAGAGCACCCACUUCCGAGUUAUCCUCAGUUCAGAGGCCAUGGAAAACGAGACAGAGACUGAAAAAGAAGAUGCUGCUUCCUCCUCUGUGUGUACUAUUGUCAAGCCCGAGCCCCGCACCCCUGUCACUACUGUAACACCGGAAAGUCUCCUCACACCUGUCAGCAUUGUUACCUCUGUGAGUCCUGUAACCCCCGCAGAGCCCCUGGAUGUCUUGCCAUCCAGUGUGGUGACCUCCACUCCUUCUAUCAGCCAACCGAGCGAUUCUCCCUCAAAGAAGAAAGGUGUCCCCAAACGGAGCCAGCAUCAGGGGCCUGAGGACAUCUACUUAGACGACCUGAAUGUACUUGAACCUGAUGUUGCUGCGCGAUAUUUUCCUAAGAGUGAGUCUGAGGCAGCGACUAAACACUGGAUGGAAUCAGAGAUCCGUUCUGGCUCACAGUCUCCUCAGUCGGUUGGCAGCGCAGCAGCUGACAGCGGGACAGAGUGUCUUUCUGAUUCAGCAAGUGACCUCCCUGACGUCACUCUUUCUCUGUGUGGAGGCCUCACUGAAAACGCUGAAAUAUCCAAAGAAAGGUUCAUGGAGCAUAUCAUCACUUAUCAUGAAUUUGCUGAGAAUCCAGCAAUUAUAGAUAACCCCAACCUGGUUGUAAAGAUAGGAAAUAGAUAUUAUAAUUGGACACUAGCCGCUCCCUUAAUUCUAAGUCUACAAGCAUUUCAGAAGAAUUUACCAAAGGCAACAGAGGAGGCUUGGGUGAAGGAGAAAAUGCCAAAGAAGUCAGGUCGCUGGUGGUUUUGGCGAAAGAGAGCGGAUAGUACAAUCAAGCAGUCGGAGACCAAGCUUGAAACAAAAGAGUCAUCUCAUCUGGAGGAGGAAGGACCCUCCAUAUCUCAGGAGAAACUGCCCAUGCCGCCUAAAGCAGGAGACACAUCCAGUGAUGAAGAGGGCAAGGAGGUGAGCGCUGCUUCCUGUCAGGACAGACUGCAGCCUGUGGAUGGUCAGCACCACCCGAGCCCACACACUUACAGGAAGUCACUACGCCUCUCUUCUGAUCAGAUAGCCAGUCUGAAACUGAAGGAGGGACCCAAUGAUGUGACGUUCAGCAUCACCACUCAAUACCAGGGAACAUGCCGCUGUGAGGGCACCAUCUACCUGUGGAAUUGGGACGAUAAAGUCAUCAUCUCUGAUAUUGACGGCACCAUUACCAAGUCAGAUGUGUUUGGACAAAUCCUGCCUCAGUUAGGAAAGGACUGGACCCACCAGGGCAUUGCCAAGCUCUAUCACUCGGUAGCUGAGAAUGGCUACAAGUUCCUGUACUGCUCAGCGCGUGCUAUUGGCAUGGCAGACAUGACAAGAGGUUACCUGCAGUGGGUCAACGAUGGAGGCACCAUUCUACCCAGGGGACCUCUCAUGCUGUCUCCCAGCAGCCUUUUCUCUGCCUUCCACAGGGAGGUCAUCGAGAAGAAACCAGAGAUCUUCAAGAUUGAAUGCCUUACAGAUAUCAAGAACCUGUUCCAGCAUAACAAACAGCCAUUCUACGCCGCCUUUGGGAAUAGGACUAAUGAUGUGUUUGCCUACAAAGAGGUGGGAGUUCCAGUGUGUCGGAUCUUCACUGUAAACCCAAAAGGAGAGCUGAUCCAGGAGCAGACCAAGGGCAAUAAAUCUUCUUACGGCAGGCUAAGUGAGCUGGUGGAGCAUGUGUUCCCUCUGUUGAGUAAGGAGCAGAACGAGGCCUUUGUCAUGCCAGAGUACAGCUCGUUCUGUUACUGGAGACAACCCAUACCAGUCAUCGACCCUGACGAGCUCCUCUGAUCCAGCUCAUAUGGAUACCCAGGUAUUCAUAUCUCCACCACUGGACUGUGCACUUGAAUGCAUCUUUAGGAAAUACACAGACUUUCCUAUGUAGUUCUCAGAUACGCACAUAAACAAUAAUGUACAUUGAGUUCAACACAGUAACAGGGUAAUGACCAGAAUCACAAACAGCCUCUAAACUGUAAUGAUUCAUUAGAGAUGAGUGGAACCGUAAAUCCUGGUGAAUAAUCCCUGAAAUUUUUCAUCCUUGGACAACCUAAAUAAUCACCUUUCCUCAUGCCGGUGAAGACGUCCAAACCCAGUGAGCGCUCUUAAGUCCCCUUCACAGAACAGGGAUUAAGAUCCUAGACUCCACUUUUUAUUUCUGUACCUUCUAGCAAACAGGAUGGUCUGUAUUUGUCAUUAGGGACACGACUGAAGCCCCAAGCACUAGAGACUGAGCCGGGCUGCUGGAGGAAGAGACUUUGUUUUCUUGAAUUAAGUUUUCAAAUCUUCCUGAUGCCCUCAAGAUUAAAAACUAAAAAUAAAUUGAUUAAAAGAGGAUACACUGACCAUAAUUUAUGUUUCAGCAAUAUUUAGCAGUGGCUGCAGUGUUUGCCUUGAUGCAGGUAUCUAUGGUUAACUUGGAGGGUUUUUUCUGUUCUCAAACAUAAAGUAAAAGUCGUUAUAUCGGCUGGUAAAAAAUCUACACCUCUACCUGCAGUGAAGCCUUCAGAAAUGCCUUCAGCACCUACGUAAACAGGCUGCAGAGAAGGUGGAAAUUCUGCUGAAGGUGGUCAGUUUUGCUCUUUAUGACUGCGGUUGUUACUUCGCUGUUGGCAGAACAGAUUUCAGAUCAUCCCUCUUUCCCUCAGAGAGCUCUUUACGUCCGUACUGAAUGAGUCAUGUUCAGUAUUGUUAAUAUUCAAGGUUGUUCCAGGGGUAAACUUUUGCCAACAAGUAUGUGAAGAUCCACUCUUGGAUGUGACUUAAAAACAAAAAGAAGCAGCUUCUUGGUAUAUUGUCUUGCUGUUGAUUUAAUAUGUUUGUUCUGUUAUUCAAGCUCUGGCGAAUCAAGUGUGUUUUGUUAACAAUGUAGUCAUUAUUUAUGAUAAUUGAUAUGUUUAAGUUAUUGAUUUCUAUCGUGAUGCCUUUGCUUGUCUGAAAAAAAAUAACUAAUUUAUCACCAAUGCAAUGUUGAAAUACUUAAACUUGGUAUUUUGUGUGGGUGGACACAGCUUACCAUGCACUUAACAGUAACUUGUAGGCCUUGUAAGAUCCUUUCUUUUCAAAUCUUGUAUCCAGUUUUCACACCGUUCUGUAUUCAUUUGUUUUGCAGUGAAACUUUCAACAUGUAAGGUACCCUCACAUUCCUUAGAAACCUCAGAAUCUGCAGCUUUAGUAUUAGAAUGUGUGUAAAUGUAAAUUAUAAGUUUGAAGAGUACAAACAAGCAGAUGUGAAGAGAGAGAGCAAAAUGAAGGAUUUGGGCUUGCAAGGACAUCUAUAAGAUGACUUAAGGGUGACGUAAUGGUGUGUUUAUGCGUGUGUGCGUGCAUACCUAAUCACUGAGUGCUGCUGUUGUGGGGUGACAGAAUCACUCACCCUUUGCUUACGUUCCCUCAGUGGCUUUAUCGAGACUUUUUCCAACGCACUUUUGUCUACGCUGCACUCAGACACAGCUCAGAGCACCUCUCACCCACAUGCACUUCACCGAAGGUCUUCGUAGAUUAUAGACCCGAGUAUGCAAUUAAAGCAGGACGGAGAGUUCUAGAUUUACCUCUUGUUGCCUGAGUGACACCUUGGAGAGAAAUACUUUGAAUUGAAGUAAUUAUUGAAAGGGGAUUUGUGUUUGUAAAUGAUGUUUGUAUUGGGUGCUAAAGCUAACCCUUAGCUUCUUUGUGUGUUUGUGUGUGAGAGAAGAUAAAAGACUGAUCCCGUUUCUCCGCUGUCCGGAGGAAGAGCCAAAAAGGUUUUGUUUGGGGAUAAACAGGAAAUACUUGACUGUAUACAGGAAGCUUUUUGAAGCACUUCAGUGGCAUUAUGUGUAUGUGUAAUAGGAAGAGAGACACUGUGGGCAGAUGCGCCACUCCACUUACAUGGAUCAUAUCUCCUGCACACGAGUAACAGCAGCAUGCUAACAAUCUGUGCUAGUGAGGAUUAAAAAGUAAGACUAGACUUACAAAAAGCACAAUUUACAACAGUGGCUAGUUCCAGAUGAGUCUCUGUGAAUCGUCAUUUUUUUCACUCUGUAGCUGCGACGUUUCCAUGAUUCUGCUUUGAUGGGUUUGCUUGUUCAUUAUGAAGGGUGGAGGUAACAAAAAUUAAAUUAUAAAAGUGGGGUGAUUAAAAACAUGUGAACUAAAUAAUGAAGUAAUAAAUUCUGAAUUGAUUUGAUUAAUUUGAGGUUGAUGUCAUGAAGAAAAUUGGUGCAAUUUGAUUAGAAUAGUGGCAGAUAUCUUUUUGAUGGAUUUCCAUUCAUCAUUUAUUAUUAACAACACAAGCAUUUUCAAUUCAAAUAGCUAUGAAACACAAAAGUAUAAGGAAAGAAAGUCUGUUAUCUCCCAGACUUAAAGGGUGGGUCUGGGCCCAUCAGGCCCACCUGCAACACUAUGGCUGGUUUUUAGAGAAGGGUCUGGCUGCAGACCAUACGCUUCUGACGGCCACUUGCACAAACCAGUCAUCUGAGAUUCUGUAUAUCUCAGACAGCAGGUGCCGUAAUUUACCGGUACAACUUAUUUCCAGUUUUAGAUGUAUUUUUGUUUUGAUUCACCUUUAUUCAUAGACAAAGUCUGGCAGUGACGUUCAUGAAAUAACCACAUUACAUACUAAGAGACAUUUCAUAAAUAAACCAGAGAAAAAGGUCAGAGGUCUAAUCCAGAAUUAAAUUACGCAUAGACCUGUUUAGAAGUAAUUACAUGGCUGUUGGCACACUUAAUAUUAUUUAGCAUUAGCUAAAACUAACAUAGCUACACUAGCUAUGUAAUGCAUGUUACUACAUAAACCAAUGUAGCUAUGUUAGCUUUAGCAGUGUGAGCCUUAGCAUUAGCUUAGCUUUAGCUACAUAUGCCACGUAGUUCCAUUAUCUGUAGCUUAGUUAGCUUCAGCAAUAUGAGCUUUAGCAGACUGAAGCUAACUUAGCUACGCAGAUGAGGUAAAUAUGUAGCUUAUAUAGCUGCUUUGUGUGCUCAGCAUUAGCUCCAUUAGCUGCUUUAGCUCUGUUAUCUAUGCAGCUUGCACAGUUAAUGGAGCAAUGCAAGCUACGGUUUUUAUGAAGGACAAGCUUUUUUUCCUGGGAGCAGACGGCUAACUCUGCUUUAUUAAACGUUUUGUAGCUAGGUUUUGCAGGUCAUACUAUGAACUUUUUAACUUUUGGUAUCCAAUCCUUACCUUAGCCCUUACCCUGUCCCUAAAUGGAAGUUUAAACCAAUUUUAUUUUUGAACUUUUAGAUUCUAUUUCCAUUGCCUAUUCAAAUGCUUUUUGACACUCAAUAAUUUAAAUCACACACUUGUUCAUCACCUUAUUUUUAUCAUCACUUGAUGUGACUUUAACUCUUGAGGCUUCUUUCCUUGAACUAUAAAUGGAAAUGAUUUUGCUGUUAAUGAUAAAUGAUGAAUGAAAAUCAGUUAUUCAGUUUGCCACUAUUUUCAUCAAAUUAACCUCAAAUUAAUCAAAUCAACUCAUAUUUUAUCACUUCAUUUUCAAAUUCAAAGGCGUUUUUAUCACUUGAUUAUACAGUUCACAAGUUUUUUAUCACCUCUACUUUUAUCAUUUAAUUUGUGCAUCUUUCACCCGUCCUAGUUGUCUAUAAAGUUUAGUGAAUAGAUAUAUCUUCUGAUUUAGCAAAAAUGAAUUCUUUUCUUUCUAUGAAAGUAAAAGCAUCUUGUGUGGAAGACUCACACUUCAUCCUCUAUGAUCCCGGGAUACGUGGUAUAUAAUAUUGUUUGUGUUCUCACUCAACCGCUGUGGAAAAUGAUCCAGUGUAAAUGCUGAUCAUCACAUUCUUCUGUUUUCGAUGCCUUUUUGUUUUAUUCUUUCUUAAACAGUGUAUGAUCUCUUGUGGAACUCUGUGUGUUUCUUUCUGUUUGGAGGUAAUGCUUGCUAUCUGAUUGUGUCCGACCAACAGAAAAACCUAUGUGUAUACUGUGUUUGAUUUGUAUAGAAAUGUGGUUCAAAGUAUGUUUAAAGAACAAAAACACAUUGUAAGAAGAAAAAAUAGUGGCCUAAUGAAGCUAACAAAGCGUGGCUUGUGGUCAUAUUUGUAUUAAAUAAAGUUUCUAACUGAA
Messenger RNA from Cheilinus undulatus (humphead wrasse), 7754 nucleotides. It is a transcript of the gene lpin2, whose product is annotated as lipin 2. The transcript has 20 exons. The record is from RefSeq and is a predicted model, not a curated record. Gene Ontology annotation, molecular function: transcription coactivator activity; phosphatidate phosphatase activity. The coding region runs from base 752 to 3490 and encodes 912 amino acids. Gene Ontology annotation, cellular component: cytosol; endoplasmic reticulum membrane; nucleus. NCBI's taxonomy places the organism in Eukaryota, Metazoa, Chordata, Actinopteri, Labriformes, Labridae. Gene Ontology annotation, biological process: fatty acid catabolic process; triglyceride biosynthetic process; positive regulation of transcription by RNA polymerase II.